CACCUGGCAGCAAAAUACUGGCAACAUUGUCCAGUCCAGUCCAGCUGGAGGUAAACGGCAGGAACAGGGACGGGGGAAACCCACAGGACUGUAGCUGUAGGACAGGGCAGAUGGAAACAGUAGAACACCUAAUAGUGGAAUGCAGCAACUAUGAGCGGCAGAGAGGGGAGUUGGUGGCAGGAGUAGUGAUGGUAAUAGGCGGAGAGGAGUGGGCUAGGAGACUAGAGGAGGAAUACGGGGCGAUCUGCACGGUGUUGGGGCUGUAUGGAGACAAAAAGGAAACGGAAAGAAGAAUGGUAAAGUUGGCAAAAGUGUUCCUCGCGCAGUGCUGGGAAAAAAAGGGCACAAAUGUCUGAAUAAGUGAAUAUAAGUGGCUUUAUUUCAGGUUAGAAAAUUACAUAACGCUGAAAAGAAAGUUGUGUGAAUAAGAAGGGAGGAACGAGAGGAGGAGGACCUAAGAAGCGAUACAAUGCGUUACAGGUCAAAAGAAGAAGAAGAAGAAGACGUGUAAGGAUUAUAUCAUAAGGGCACGACCUCAUUCAGACCGUCGUUGGUUGACCCAUCCCAAAUACCUGCACCCAUCAUUUCCACAUACACCACACCAAGGCAAGUAUACUUGCCUUGCACCACACAGCACACACACUCGACACAGCCAAUUUAUCUUCAGCCUCGUGUAGCUGCCUGUACCGGUGAUCGAGGGAGAAACAACGGACUCUUACAAGUGACUUGAUAAGUUGAUACUGGAUGGGUGUGCAAAGGCGUCUUGACCCCCGCCCCAUUCUUAAUAAAAUAGAGGGCUCCUUUUGGGCUCUUGCGGAAGGUGGAGUCCGCGGGUUUUGGGCUCGUUUUGGGAAAGGAGUGCGCGGGAAUCCGACUCGGCGGGAAUGCGGAGCGGAGUGGAUCUCUGCGGCUCUGCCUGCUCGAGGAGGCCGCGGCGGGACCUCACAGCCCCUCAGCCCCAGCCCGCCAGGCACUGCAGAAGAAAGGAGAGGCAGCGCUGGUGCCGGUGCUGAAGUGAGGGCCUGGAGCAGGUGCUGUCACUGCUGUGCUCAGCGACACUGACUUGAGGACUCCUUGGAGCAUCCCGCGCCUGGCCUGCUGGCUUGGUCCCUGAGUGUGCUGAAGUGAGGGUCUGGGGCGGGUGCUAUGCUCAGCACCACUGACUUGGUGCAUCCUGCACCUGGCCUGCUGGCUUGGUCCCCGAGUGUGGCAUCAGGGUACCUUGCCACCCUCUGCAGCUUCCCUGAGGUUCCUGCAAGACCUGCCGACCCCUCACAUCAGGAGCAGAGUUGCAGUGGAGGAUGCAGGGCCGGACAGCAGCCUGAGUGGCCGGGACCAGCAGGGGCAGACUGCCACUGGUGUGAAGAACAGGGGUGAUCAGAUGAACCACCACCAUCUUGCUGCUGGUAUCUCCAGCCAUAAAGAAAAGAGCGCUGCAUCAGCGGCAGAGCAGGGCCUGAAACCUCAUCAACGACGACAACAACAACAACGUUUGAGUGUGAGAAGAUUGGAGACUGAGAGCAAGUUCACUAGAUGCAGCCUUGGGCUCACUGGUGAAGGAAACCAUGAGUGACCAGAGUGUGGCCAAAGACUCCCUGGGAAGGGUGACCUCUACAAUUACACCCACACACUCUGCUAAAAGACCUCAUAAAUGCCAAGACUGUGACAAAAGCUUCUGUGCAAAAUCGGACCUCAACAGACACACCCUUACACACACUGGUGCAAGACCUCAUGAAUGCCAAGAGUGUGGCAAAAAGUUCAGCCUGAAACAUCACCUCAUCAGACACACCCUUACACACACUGGUGAAAGACCUCAUGAAUGCCAAGAGUGUGGCAAAGGGUUCUUUAGAAAAAAGAUCCUCAACACACACACCCUUACACACACUGGUGAAAGACCUCAUGAAUGCCAAGAGUGUGGCAAAAAGUUCAGCCUGAGGAGUCACCUUAGAGAACACACCCUUACACACACUGGGGAAAGACCUCAUGAAUGCCAUGAGUGCGGCAAAAAGUUCAGUACAAAGCAGAACCUCAACAGACACACCCUUACACACACUGGUAAAAGACCUCAUGAAUGCCAAGAGUGUGGCAAAAGCUUCAGUAGAAAAAAGGACCUCAACAGACACACCCUUACACACACUGGUGAAAGACCUCAUGAAUGCCAAGAGUGUGGCAAAAAGUUCAGCCUGAAGAGUCACCUUAAAAGACACACCGUUACACACACUGGGGAAAGACCUCAUGAAUGCCAAGAGUGUGGCAAAAGGUUCAGUAGCAAAAUGAUCCUCAACACACACACCCUUACCCACACUGGUGAAAGACCUCAUGAAUGCCGUGAGUGUGGCAAAAAGUUCAGUACGAAGCAGAGCCUCAAUACACACACCCUUACACACACUGGUGAAAGACCUCAUAAAUGCCAAGAGUGUGGCAAACGCUUCAGUAUAAAAAAGGACCUCAACAGACACAUCCUUACACACACUGGUGAAAGACCUCAUGAAUGCCAAGAGUGUGGCAAAAAGUUCACCCUGAAGAGUCACCUUAAAAAACACACCCUUACACACACUAGGGAAAGACCUCAUGAAUGCCAAGAGUGUGGCAAAAAGUUCAGUGCAAAGCAGAGCCUCACCAGACACACCCUUACACACACUGGUGAAAGACCUCAUGAAUGCCAAGAGUGUGGCAAAAAGUUCAGUAUAAAGCAGAGCCUCAGCAUGCACACCCUAACACACACUGGUGAAAGACCUCAUGAAUGCCUGGAGUGUGACAGAAGGUUCAGUACCAAGUAUCUUUUGAACCAGCACAUCUUCCGACACUCUGGUCUGAGAGAGUUGAAGUGUGAUGUUUGUGGAAAACAUUUCAAGUUGAAGAAUGAUAUUGCCCAACACAUGAAGAUCCACUUCCGCUGAGGUGUUGUGUUGUGCUGCUGUAUGUGGUGGUGGAGCGAAGUGUAGCUCAGGGAACAACAAAUAAAUAGUACAUUCUU
Messenger RNA from Eriocheir sinensis (Chinese mitten crab), 2977 nucleotides. RefSeq names its product zinc finger protein 418-like. The record is from RefSeq and is a predicted model, not a curated record. The coding region runs from base 1566 to 2900 and encodes 444 amino acids. Gene Ontology annotation, molecular function: DNA-binding transcription factor activity, RNA polymerase II-specific; RNA polymerase II cis-regulatory region sequence-specific DNA binding. The transcript is spliced from 2 exons. Gene Ontology annotation, biological process: regulation of transcription by RNA polymerase II. NCBI's taxonomy places the organism in Eukaryota, Metazoa, Arthropoda, Malacostraca, Decapoda, Varunidae.